This is a messenger RNA of Aspergillus mulundensis, 960 nucleotides long. RefSeq names its product putative GATA transcription factor (AreB). Lineage: Eukaryota; Fungi; Ascomycota; Eurotiomycetes; Eurotiales; Aspergillaceae. Gene Ontology annotation, biological process: negative regulation of transcription by RNA polymerase II; positive regulation of transcription by RNA polymerase II. The transcript has 3 exons. Gene Ontology annotation, molecular function: DNA-binding transcription factor activity, RNA polymerase II-specific; zinc ion binding; RNA polymerase II cis-regulatory region sequence-specific DNA binding. Bases 1 to 960 code for a protein of 319 amino acids. The record is from RefSeq and is a predicted model, not a curated record.
AUGUCGAGUAUGACCUACGCAACAUCGUCUCCCGCUGCUACCACUGGAGGACAGGGCAAUAAUCCCCCGAUAUGCCAGAAUUGCGGCACCUCCAAGACUCCCUUAUGGCGUAGGGACGAACUCGGCUCGGUGCUUUGCAACGCCUGCGGGUUGUUCUUGAAACUCCAUGGACGACCGCGCCCCAUCAGCCUUAAGACAGAUGUGAUCAAAAGUCGCAAUCGAGUCAAAACUGCUGGUCAGGGCCCGAAGCGCAAGUCCGGCAGCGCAGCCGACGGAAAUGGGCUUGCUUCCUCGAGGUCAGAAGCUGGCACUCCUCCUUUGGGGUCGCAGGGGUAUCGUCGCGCGUCGCGCAAGAUGUCGCCCGGCCAUUCAGACCGAUCCAAUUCCCCAGUGCCCCAGCCCGAUACCCACGGAAUUCCCGGUUUACACCAACCGCUCGCGCAACCCCAUCACAAUUCCAACAUUGCGCCGCAGCAUAUGUUUGAUAGUGUAACGACCGGGGACCACACUAGCCAGCUCCCAUCCGUCCAGCUACCGCAACCUUCCCCCUCGGCUGCGGCCGCGCCGGUGGACCGUCACCACGAACCCCCACAGACAUACGAGGACCUCUUGGCGGCGAACACGUCCUUGAAGACUCGUGUCAGCGAGCUGGAUCUCAUCAACGGGCUCUUCAGGGGGCGCGUCGCGGAACUCGAGCAGAGCGACGCAACUGCGCGACGGUCCGAGAUGAUACUUCGCGACUCGGAAGCACGCCUGAGACGUUCGCUCGACGAUGCUCAGCGACGGGAGGAGGAGCUCAAGCGACGUAUACUUGAACUGGAGCGUCAGCUUACGGAACAGACUAACGGAGGUAAUCCCUCAAAGGAGAACCCUCUUGAGCCGCUGGCCAAGAGAAUGAAGCUUGCCGACGUGGUAGAGGAAGAUUCGCAAUCGCCAGCCAAAUCGCCCAAGAGCAUCUAG